This is a messenger RNA of Ustilaginoidea virens, 1410 nucleotides long. RefSeq lists its product as uncharacterized. Gene Ontology annotation, cellular component: nucleolus; U12-type spliceosomal complex. Gene Ontology annotation, molecular function: RNA binding. NCBI's taxonomy places the organism in Eukaryota, Fungi, Ascomycota, Sordariomycetes, Hypocreales, Clavicipitaceae. The transcript is spliced from 2 exons. The coding region runs from base 1 to 1410 and encodes 469 amino acids. The record is from RefSeq and is a predicted model, not a curated record. Gene Ontology annotation, biological process: positive regulation of mRNA splicing, via spliceosome.
AUGGCGCAAAACCGGCACUGGGAGCAGGACAAGGAAGCCACCAUCUACAUUGGCAACAUCGACGAGCGGGCCUCCCCCGCCACCGUGUACGAAAUCAUGCUGCAGAUGGGCCCCAUCCACAACAUCCACAUGCCGCGCGACCGCGUGACCCAGAACCACCAGGGCUUCGGCUUCGUCGAGUUCCGCACGCCCUCGGACGCCGAGUACGCGGCCAACGUGAUGAACGGCGUCAAGCUGUUCGGCAAGUCGCUGCGCGUCAACAAGGCGUCGGCCGACAAGGCCAAGGGCGCCGACAUUGGCGCCGAGCUCUUCGUCGGCAACCUCGACGCCGUCGUCGACGAGAAGCUGCUGUACGACACCUUCUCCCGCUUCGGGCCGCUGCUGAGCCUGCCCAAGGUGGCCCGCGACGACGCCGGCAACAGCAAGGGCUUCGGCUUCGUCAGCUUCGCCGACUUUGAGAGCAGCGACGCCGCCGUGGCCAACCUGGACGGCCAGUACGUCCUCAGCAAGGAGGUCAGCGUGCAGUACGCCUUCAAGAAGGACGGCAAGGGCGAGCGGCACGGCGACGAGGCCGAGCGCGAGCUGGCCAAGCAGGCCAAGAAGAGGAACAUUGUGCCCGAGGCGCAGGCCCUGCCGGCCUUUCUCCAGCAGGCGCAGCAGCAGCAGCAGAAGACGCAGACGCAGCAGACGCAACAGACGCAGCAGACGCAGAAGACGCAGACGCAGACGACGACGUCGACGCCGACGCCGACGCCGACGCAGCAACAAGCGGCUCCGCAGCUGCCGCAGCCGCAGCCGCAGCAGCAUCAUCAUCAUCAUCACCCUCAUCCUCAUCACCCCCAUCCUUAUCCGCACCCUCACCAUCAUCGUCAGCAGCAGCAACCGCAGCCGCAGCCGCAACCGCACCACCCGCUGGCAUCACAGCUCCACCACCCCCAACAGCACCUGGGAGCCCCGCCCGCGCCAGCCGGCUUUGAACCUCCAUCCGUGCCGGGCAUGCCUGGCGUCCCCGGCGUCCCCGGCGUCCCUCCUCCCAUGGAUCACCACAUCCCACCCCCGCCCGCCGGAUUCGUACCUCCUCACCGUGGUCUGUCGCCCUACAACGCAGCUCCCCACGGCGCUGUUCCUCCCGCCCCGGGCCGCGGCCCCGUGCCUCUCCCUCCUCCGCCAUCCGGCCUACCCGCUCGGCCGCCCCAAAGCCAAAACUACACCAACCCUGCAGACUUCCAUCCCGGCGCUUUCCGUCCUCCGUCUGCCUCUCCAAAUCCCCCGGGAUACCCGGUCGCACCACCUCCGGGACUGCCUUCCGCGCCGCCAGGAGUCUCCGGAGGCCCCGGUGCCCCCGCUCCGCCCCCGGGGUUCAUGCCUCCCCCUGGAUUCCAACCGCCUCCUGGCUUUGCACCAAGAUGA